Molecule: messenger RNA, 1843 nt
Organism: Patella vulgata (common limpet)
Lineage: Eukaryota; Metazoa; Mollusca; Gastropoda; Patellidae
Product: di-N-acetylchitobiase
Exons: 7
Coding region: 99-1190 (363 amino acids)
Biological process (GO): chitin catabolic process; carbohydrate metabolic process
Cellular component (GO): extracellular region
Molecular function (GO): chitin binding; chitinase activity
Source: RefSeq, a predicted model, not a curated record
ACAAUAAGUAAUAUUAUUUAGAGCAUAUCACUGAACACUGAAGUAUAUAUAACAGUUUGAUAUUGAUGUUGAUGUUUAUAUAGUUUCACAGUCAAGAUAUGAUUAUUAAGAUAGUAUUGGUUGUUUGUUCACUGUUAGUUAUUGUAGAAGGUGAAACAUGUCCCUGCCAUGAUGCACCAGAUUUAUGUAAUCCUAUAAAAGACACAACCAGAAAAGAGGUAUUUGCCUUUUCUGUUAAAAAUGACACCAAUUAUUGGUUGAAAUAUAAUUUGACGAAAGUAACAACCAUUGUUGCUUGUGGAGGUUAUAAUCGUCUGUUAUUGUGCAUUGCUCACACGUUAGGUAUUAGAGUAGUAAGAUUGGUCGAUUUUCCUGUGACAACUCUCAUGAAUAAAACAGAUCAAGAAGUAUGGAUCAAUAACACAUUGGCAGAUGUGAGGACACAUUUCUGGGAUGGAAUAAACAUUGACUUCGAGAGUGCUAUAGAUGUUGUGAAAGUAGCUAAAGAGCUUACAUCUUUUGUGACAAAUAUUUAUCAAAGAUUUAAACAAGAAUUCCCCUAUUUUCAGAUAACUAUUGAUGUCCCAUAUAAACAACCAUGUGUCUAUAAUAGAUGUUUUGAGUAUGCUGCACUAUCAAAGGUUACAGAUUUCUUUGUGGUUAUGGCAUACGAUGAACAUUCAGGCAGAACAGCUGGUGCCAACUCACCUCUUGGAAAUGAAGAAAUAGGAAUCAAGAGUUAUUUGAGUAUAAAUAUACCCAAAUCUAAACUUGUGUACGCUGCACCAUGGUAUGGUUAUCGGUUUAGAUGUUCAAAAUUCUUAAAGAAUCAAUGUGUGAUAGGAGAACAAAAGCCAUUUCGAGGAAAGAGGCCAUUUGGAAGUGCAGCUGAAUCAGAGAUACCAUAUAUAGAUAUAGCUAACCUUAUUGAAACUAAACAUAUCACGGUCAACUUUGAUAACGCAACAAUGACACCAUUCUUUACCUAUCAGGAAGCUGAUAAUACAACUUACCAAAUAUGGUUUGAUGAUGCCCAGAGUUUAAAACUUAAAUAUGAUAUGGCAGUUCAGUUUGGAUUAAGAGGUGUGAGCAUGUGGACAGCCGAUUCCAUAGAUUACAACAAUACAGUCAGCGCCCUGGAGCAAAGAAGAGAAAUAUGGAGAACCAUACCAAGUUACGGGAUUGAAUAACACAGUAGAACUGAAUUAAUUGAUCAAUUGAAAUCCGGUUCAAUGCUGAAUCUAUACUAAUAUUCGUGACUUUUGUUUUUUUGUUUGUCUGUUCAGGGUUGGCGGCUACACUAGUGUUGUCUCGGGGCUGAAAUUUGGUGUAUAUGAAUAGCUCAGACCGGGGAGUAACAUAGGCCUGGUGGCGAUGGUCUACCACUUUCAAUUUUGCAUUCUCCACACAAGUCGGAAGACAACUCUGUUUGAGAGAUUGCCAAUUUCGGAGUUAUGUUACUUCCUAUGCAUGGCUAGUUAGUUAAUAAAGUUGUUCUAGAAGACUAAUCUGGAAAGUUGCUUGAACACUCUUCAGCAAAUGAUGUCUGAUUUUUGAACAUAUUAGUGGGAAUCAAAUUUCUAUGCAUGCAUCUAGGCUAUAAACCAGAUGUUAUUUAUAAUGUUUUUUUAAUUAUUAAAAACUAUAUAUACUUUGCUUCCUGCAUUCUAACCCCCUUUGAUCAAGUUAUGUAGUUCUUGUAGAAAUGAACGUCUUUAGUAAAACUGGACAGAGAAAUCGAGAAAAAUUUACUUCUUAGUUGUUAACACAAUAUGACCUCUUUAAUUGUUUUUUCAUGAAAGAUAGUAUUCUGUAAAAUUGAAAUAAAAGUUUGAAAAUUAUA